This is a messenger RNA of Aspergillus glaucus CBS 516.65, 423 nucleotides long. RefSeq lists its product as uncharacterized. The transcript has a single exon. Lineage: Eukaryota; Fungi; Ascomycota; Eurotiomycetes; Eurotiales; Aspergillaceae. The record is from RefSeq and is a predicted model, not a curated record. Bases 137 to 319 code for a protein of 60 amino acids.
UUUUUUUUUGGCUCCUUCUCAUACGGCUAUUCGCCUCUAUUAUCGCCUCAACUCUAGGGCAAUCUUAUUUAGUCAGCUACUUCAAUCCUGAUCCCGCGAAGAAUUCCCAAGCCACGUUCCUUGAUCGGAGUUACCAAUGGUAUUUUCCAGGCCGGUGGAUUCUUCGGAGCCCUGCUCAUUGCCCCUGCGGCCGACAAACUGCCUAGACGGGGGCGCACUUCAAGCGGGAUGUGUUCAUAUCAGGAUGUUUCUGGCCAUGAAAGCAUUCAUUGGCCUUGGCACGGGGAUGAUUAUUGGCUCUGUUCCUCUAUAUCAGUGAGGCCUCGCCACUGUCACGGGCUCGGAAUAGAAGAUAAUAACGAACUGAAUUCCUAUCUUGACUAUUGUAGCCAUCAACGAGAAUAUCGAAUCUGGGAAGGGAAA